This is a messenger RNA of Acanthaster planci (crown-of-thorns starfish), 3137 nucleotides long. Its product is annotated as protein SpAN-like. The record is from RefSeq and is a predicted model, not a curated record. Gene Ontology annotation, molecular function: zinc ion binding; metalloendopeptidase activity. NCBI's taxonomy places the organism in Eukaryota, Metazoa, Echinodermata, Asteroidea, Valvatida, Acanthasteridae. Gene Ontology annotation, biological process: proteolysis.
ACUUAUUCAAACUGUUCCUGACUUGGACACCUGCUUGGAAAGCUGAGAAUUGAACCAUGGGUUUUUACCAGAGGUCCCUCCCCUGACUGGGUACACAUUUGUCUAGUCCUUGUGUAAACUAUCAACCAAUAAAAAUCCGAGUUGCAGCGAGUUCGGCCGCCCACUAUCGAAUGACAAGUGCGCGAGAAAAGAUGGCUUCAACGAGAUUCUUCAUCAUAGCAGCGAUCUGCAUCCCUUAUGCUGUGGCGUUCGUUAAAAACCAAGCGGAGCGGGAUGAUUUCAACGGUAAAGCGGUGGAGUUCUUCAGCGGGCAAGACAAACUGGCUUCCCAGGUGGAAGUCACACCUUCCCCCGACUGCCUGGAGGGUGACAUGCUGCUGACUCAGGAACAGAAGGAGGUGUACUUGGCCAUGCGAGAAGUCACGGCAGCGAACAGGGAGCGUGUGCGGCGGAAUGCGGCUGCCGCCUUCAGAGUCUGGCCCAACAGAACCUUGGUGUAUCAGUACGAAGCUGGUCUCAGUGAAAUUACAAAACAGGUGUUUCAGGAGGCUGUUGAAGUAUACAGGGAGAAAACUAACAUUCGAUUCCUGGAGGCUGUAGAGGGAAUAUACACAGGCGUCAUUCAGCCAUUGAUUGUCAGACAAAGUGGACAGGGGUGCUUCUCAACAGUUGGUUGUCCGAGCCAAACCUGCGGUGGUCGCCUCAAUCUUCAAGAGGGAAGGUGUGCUUUGCUCGGGGUCGCCCUCCACGAACUCGGGCAUGCCCUGGGCCGCUUCCAUGAACAAAACAGACCUGACAGAGACAACCAUAUCUUGGUGAUAGAGAGCAACAUUCUCCCCGGAUAUGAACACAACUUCAGGGUAGUCAACAUGCCAACGGUGGCGCCCUACGACCUCCAAUCGGUCAUGCAUUACUCUACAGUGGCCUUCUCGCGCAACGGUUAUUUGGAGACGAUUAUUCCAUACAACCCUAGAGACAAAGCCAAGAUGGGCAGGCAGCACAUGUUGUCCCGUCUCGAUACGUACACCUUUAAUGUCGCCUACGACGCCUACGACAUUUGCCCAGCUGACCUAUGGGACCGGUGUAGUCGUGGAGGCGUACCGAACAAACAUUGCACAUGUGACUGUCUGCCAGCUUUUGAGGGCCCAUUCUGUGAAAUUGUCACACAUCCAACAGCUUGCAGCGACUACUCCACGGGACCGUCGGGUACCAUCUACUCACCGGGAUACCCUGAAGAUUAUCCCAGUAACACCGAGUGUACGUACGUUGUCGAGUGUGCCGAUGAAGAGGUCAUAGAACUGAAUUUCCCGAUGUUCUUGGUGGAAGGGAAUAAUUGUUGGUUUGACAAAAUGUCCAUGAUGACGGGAGAUCUGAUAUCGGAGGUCUACAUGGACGAAUACUGCGAUGACAUAUUGCAAGGCAAUCAAAUAGUGACAUCCAGUAAGACGUCUGUCAUGGUCUUUGUGAGCGACGGGUGGCUCAACUUUCCCGGAUUCGAAAUCAACUAUCGCUGCGUUUCGGCGCGAGGGUAAAUCUGACGUUCCAACAGCCCCCGAUAUAUCAUGUCCGCUCGUGCACGAUACAGGUCACAUUUUCAUCACUACAAAACAGCUUCGAACAAUUUCACAGUUAUUCAGCAACAACGUAAGCUACUUGCAAACUUUAUUCAGUAAUCGCAGAUAGCCGGUGCAUAACCAGAGUAAAGUAACGGGCUCUGCGCAUAUACACUAAUUUCAGGAUAGGAGACGGCAUUACUGCGGCAGCAUCAUGCGCGCUCAUUUGGCAGGGUCGAAGAAACAUGUAAGGUGCACCCAGACCACCUGUCCACGAGUGUGGUGCCACAGCAAUGGGUGGCCUCUAAUGCCGCUCGCCAAUUACAACAUACAUGUAGUGUGUUUUGGCUAGUGUUAAUGACAGUUUUGUUGCAGCGGUCAGGUUAUUUCCAGAACAUUUCCUCCAGAAAUUUAUGAAGAAAAAGUCACUUUGUCCCGAAGGACCUCGGAAUUGAUUACAUAAUGAUGCAUGACCACGGACUAUGGACCAGAUUUCGAAGGACUUGAAAAACGUUUUCCUUCAUGACCAGUGAAGACUAUGAAUAAGAAUUAAACAUAUCUGUAGUAAGAGUAGAUGGUAAUUAGGUGAACAGGUGAUUAAUUUUCACUAACGUUUACAGGGGAAACGUGAAAUUUCAAUUGAAAUUUUCAAAUUUCAAUAAGCAUUUCAAAUUGAUUACUUAUGAAUAAUACCAAGUUGCUCCCUUACUGGAGGAAAGAAAUCCCUCUUCCUCAUGUUGCUCACAAAAUAAGAUUUAUCAGAAAUCUUUUAUUUGGAAACUGUAGAACUAAUCCAAACACCUCGGGUGAUCAGUAGCAUAGCCACUGGGGGGCCUUGGGGGCACAUGCCCCCCCCCACAAAUUCCCAGUGUGCCCCCCUGCCCCCACAAAAAAAGGGUUGAAUGGAUACUGAACAGGGCUAACAAAAAGUUGCCCACAAAAAAACCACACCAAUAAGAGCUGUCCCCCCCCCCAUAAGAUGCUGGUGCCCCCUUGUCCUCUCCCACUAGUAAAUUCUAGCUACGCCAUCUGCAUAGAUGAGUUAACAAAGAAUGAAGUAUGAACAUGUUUCGUUAGACCUGAUCAGUUAAACCAAAAAGCAACAGUUCAAAAAAGGAAAAUCGAGUAUAAAAAAAAUCAGUGCCCAGACUUUUUACUUGUGAUUAAAUGACAAAUCUCUUCCCAGUGAAGACUCCAAGACAGGUUAUUUUGUGGAUAACAGUUGAUUAGUACUCAAUGUGAUUCCAUGACAAAAGGGUAACACUUACAUUGUUUCAAAUUAAGAUAAGGAAACUGAAUAAAAGUAGUGAGCAUUAUUGGAUGCUGACGUGGGUGCAUAUCUUUACUUUUUGUGUUGAACACUGAAAACACAAAAGCCUACUACAGGGCUGGAUAAAGUCACAGGUUUCAAUGCCGAUGAUUUUUUCACACAAGUUCCUCUUUCGGCCACAUCAUUUGAGUAUUUUCAUUGGACAUGAAGCCUACUUGGGGCCUGAGCAAGCAGCUGGUUGUAGACACUGGAAAACAUAUUUUGAGAAAAAGUCAUAAAUCUCGAGAUGUGCCUGCGACUAGAUGUUCAAAAGU